AUGAUGAGUAAUGCCAGCGAGCUGGUCUGGGAGUUGUCGCAACUGAUUGGCCUGUCGAACCUGACGUACUACAAUGUCUCGGAUGGUACCGGGACGGUGACGCUACCAGCGAACUGCUGCGUGACCGAGCCGAACUUCUCCAACUACCUGGAAUCGCUGCCGAACGACCGGGCCGGUCUGCUGGCGUUUCUGUUCCUGUUCUCGUUCGCGACUGUAUUUGGCAACUCACUCGUCAUACUGGCUGUCAUUCGUGAGCGGUAUCUGCACACGGCGACCAACUACUUCGUCACCAGUUUGGCGGUGGCGGACUGUUUGGUUGGGUUGGUUGUGAUGCCGUUCUCCGCUUUGUACGAGGUCUUGCAGAACACCUGGUUCUUUGGCACCGACUGGUGUGACAUCUGGCGGUCACUCGACGUACUGUUCAGCACCGCCUCGAUCCUGAACCUGUGCGUGAUCUCGCUAGACAGGUACUGGGCCAUCACGGACCCGUUCUCGUAUCCAAUGAAGAUGACACGUCGGAAGGCCGCGGCUCUAAUUGCGGCGGUUUGGAUCUGCUCCAGCGCGAUCAGCUUCCCGGCCAUCGUGUGGUGGCGAGCGGUCCGUGAAGCCGAUAUGCCACCGUUCAAGUGCACAUUCACCGAACACCUUGGCUAUCUGGUGUUCUCGUCGACCAUCUCGUUCUACCUGCCCCUGUUGGUGAUGGUUUUCACGUACUGCCGCAUCUACCGAGCGGCAGCUAUACAGACGCGAUCGCUCAAACUCGGCACCAAGCAGGUCUUGAUGGCGUCUGGUGAACUUCAGCUCACACUCCGGAUACACCGAGGUGGAACGACACGAGAGCGACCAAACCACCCUCGGCUGGUGGCCACCGACCAACAACAACAGCAACAGCAGCAACAGCAGCAACAGCAGCAGCAACUGCAAGACCAACAGCAAACACCCACGCAACAACUGCUGUCUUCCCAGCAACCGACAUCGCUCAACAGUCAGCAGCAACCGCUGCAGCAGCAAACGCAACCACAGCAGCAUACGGCCAACUCCACGCCCGAGGAUCCAGACGACGAGCCACUCUCGGCGUUGCAGAACAACGGGCUCGGUGGACGCCACCGGACACACAUGGGGAAGAACUUCUCACUGUCACGCAAGCUGGCCAAAUUCGCCAAGGAGAAGAAGGCGGCUAAGACUCUUGGCAUCGUGAUGGGGGUGUUCAUCGUGUGCUGGUUGCCUUUCUUCGUCGUCAACCUGCUGUCUGGCUUCUGCAUACACUGCAUCGCCCAUGAGGAGAUCGUGUCGGCCGUCGUCACCUGGCUCGGGUGGAUCAACUCCAGCAUGAAUCCGGUGAUUUAUGCCUGCUGGAGCAGAGACUUUCGCAGGGCGUUCGUGCGGAUCCUGUGUGUCUGCUGUCCGAGAAAGAUAAGACGCAAGUAUCAGCCGACAAUGCGCUCGAAAGCAUCGCAGAGAUUCGCCUCGAGACGAUGCUACUCGACCUGUUCGCUGCACGGGAUCCAGCAGGUGCGGCAGAACUCGUGCGAGCAGACGUACAUUUAGUUCCGCCUCAA
This is a messenger RNA of Anopheles nili, 1559 nucleotides long. RefSeq names its product dopamine receptor 2 (gene Dop1R2). The record is from RefSeq and is a predicted model, not a curated record. Gene Ontology annotation, biological process: adenylate cyclase-activating adrenergic receptor signaling pathway. Gene Ontology annotation, cellular component: membrane. The coding region runs from base 1 to 1548 and encodes 515 amino acids. Gene Ontology annotation, molecular function: adrenergic receptor activity. NCBI's taxonomy places the organism in Eukaryota, Metazoa, Arthropoda, Insecta, Diptera, Culicidae. The transcript is spliced from 3 exons.